Molecule: messenger RNA, 1586 nt
Organism: Daucus carota subsp. sativus
Lineage: Eukaryota; Viridiplantae; Streptophyta; Magnoliopsida; Apiales; Apiaceae
Product: probable serine/threonine-protein kinase PBL23
Exons: 5
Coding region: 217-1377 (386 amino acids)
Biological process (GO): protein phosphorylation
Molecular function (GO): ATP binding; protein kinase activity
Source: RefSeq, a predicted model, not a curated record
AUGGCCGAAAUAAACUUUUGAAGCAAAACAUAAUUUGUUUCCUGAAGAACCAGUAAAAUAUAAUACAGGCUCUUCUUGGGGGCCUAGUUAUUCUCUCUUCUAUGAGUUUGAGCUGAAUCCCAUCCUAAAAAAAGCUUAUUAUGAUUUUAUGAUAUUGUUGGGAUACAUCUGAAUAUGGUCGGCCUGACGUCUGACUAAUUCAGAAGAUAGUUUGAAAUGAGCUGCUUUUCGUGUUGCCUGUCUGAAGACAAGGUCAAUAGAAGGUCACUCAGGAAGAGCAUUCAAGAGGGCAGAGAUGCCAGAACUAUAGCCUCCUCAUUUGCUAGUUCAUUUGCUAAUUUAUCUUUUAAAUCUGAUGGCAGCAGGAGAAGGUAUAUAGUAGGGGAGAUAUCAAAAUAUGGAAAAGGAAGUGUUACCACGGAGUUCUUCCCAUUCAAGGAGUUAUCUGCUGCAACACAAAAUUUCCGCCCUGAUUGUAUGGUAGGUGAAGGUGGUUUUGGGAGGGUUUACAAAGGUCAUCUUGAAAGCAAAAACAUGGAUGUUGCCAUUAAGCAACUUGACAGGAAUGGUUUUCAAGGGAAUAGAGAAUUUCUUGUAGAGGUCCUUAUGUUGAGUCUUCUUCACCAUCCCAACCUUGUAAAUUUGGUUGGUUAUUGUACUGAUGCAGAGCACAGAAUAUUAGUCUAUGAAUACAUGGCCAAUGGCUCUCUAGAGGAUCAUCUUCUUGAUAUAGGAGAAAAGAAGCCUUUAGACUGGAAAACAAGGAUGCAAAUUGCCAAAGGAGCGGCUAAAGGACUAGAAUAUUUGCACGACACAGCUGAUCCUCCUGUAAUUUAUCGUGACUUUAAGGCUUCUAACAUUUUGUUAGACGAAAACUUUAACCCAAAGCUUUCAGACUUUGGACUCGCAAAACUAGGCCCAACCGGUGACAAAACCCAUGUUACAACAAGAGUAAUGGGAACCUAUGGCUACUGUGCACCUGAAUAUGCAUUAACAGGGCAGUUGACAGCAAAGUCUGAUGUUUACAGCUUUGGAGUAGUGUUAUUGGAGUUGAUCACAGGAAGGCGAGUGAUUGACAAAUCUAGGCCAAGCGAGGAGCAAAACCUCGUUACUUGGGCACAACCAUAUUUCAGAGACAAGAGGAAGUUUCAUUUAAUGGUAGAUCCACUGCUGGAAAAUCAAUAUCCGAAAAAGGGGCUCCACCAAGCUCUUGCAGUAGCAGCAAUGUGUCUACAGGAUGAAGAUGAAACUAGGCCGUAUAUCAAUGAUGUGGUAUCUGCGCUCGAGUUUUUAUGUGAUAGUGAUAGCAAGGAGGGUGUGAUGUCUGCAGCGAGUAGUAUGGCUGAAGGUAGAAGUAUGGCGGAAGGUAGACAGUAAGAGUUGUUGAUGGUGUUUCGGCAUGAAAUUGAGUUUUAUGUUAAAACAGAUGAACUUGUGUUUUGUGAUAUUGUAUCGUCUGCAUAACAUUGUCCAACUCUGACGAUUACACCUGUCGUGAAACAAUUUUAAAUACCCAACUCACCUUUCACCUGACAUUAUCAGUUACUCAAAAUUUUGUGUUAUAAAUCCCAAAGCUAAUUUUUUCA